AUGUCCAUGCCUGCUUUCUUCCGCAUCGCCCGUCGCGGCAAUGAAGGCAUCGUCCCCGUCUUCUACCGCCGGGUGGGAUGCAGAAGAAGAGGAGGUGUGAGGUUCACGAUGAGAGGGCAAGGUAAUUUCAAUAUGGUAAUACUAUCAAACAUUGGCGCCAGCGGCGCGGUGAGAGCGGUUGCGGUGAGAGGAUCAAGGGGAAAGACUUGGCUUCAAAUGACUCGUAACUGGGGUGCUAACUGGCAGAGCUCCGGCGAUCUCCGUGGACAGAGACUCUCUUUUAGAGUUACUCUUCUUGACGGUAAAACGAUGACGUUCGUAAACGUUGUUCCUUCUACUUGGUGGUUCGGUCAAACCUUCUCUUCUGGAGGCCAGUUUCACUGA
Raphanus sativus (radish) is the source of this 384-nucleotide messenger RNA. Its product is annotated as expansin-A12-like. Bases 1 to 384 code for a protein of 127 amino acids. Gene Ontology annotation, biological process: plant-type cell wall organization. The transcript has 2 exons. The record is from RefSeq and is a predicted model, not a curated record. Gene Ontology annotation, cellular component: extracellular region. NCBI's taxonomy places the organism in Eukaryota, Viridiplantae, Streptophyta, Magnoliopsida, Brassicales, Brassicaceae.